Molecule: messenger RNA, 685 nt
Organism: Dioscorea cayenensis subsp. rotundata (Guinea yam)
Lineage: Eukaryota; Viridiplantae; Streptophyta; Magnoliopsida; Dioscoreales; Dioscoreaceae
Product: protein PHLOEM PROTEIN 2-LIKE A5-like
Exons: 3
Coding region: 53-580 (175 amino acids)
Source: RefSeq, a predicted model, not a curated record
AGAAGUUGUUCAUGAGUCUAACAAGAAAGAGUGUCUUCAAUUUUCACACAAAAUGAGCCAACAACAACAAGCUUCGGACAAUCAUAAACAUUGGGAUUGUUUGGGUGCGAUUUGCAUCUCUACAAAAGGUUUGGACAUUGUUUGGGGAGAAGAUUCGAGAUAUUGGAAGCAGGUUCAAAUUCCCAAAGAUGAUGGAACAGAAUUAAAUUAUGGAGAGGGAAUGGAGUUGCUUCGAGUGUGUUGGUUGGAAAUAAGAGGAACACUAAACUUAGAAGAAACACAUCUGUUACCAAACAUGACUUAUAAAUUAUUUUACAUCAUAAAGUUCAAAGUUGGUGCUUUUGGGUGGGAUGAGGGCCCUGUUCCACUUCAUUUAGUAACUCCAGAUGGUCACCAGAUUAAGAGAAAUGACAACUUUGGAAUAUACCUUAAGAAUAAAUGGCACAAAGUUUUUGGUGGUGAAUUCACUGUUGGAUCAACCAGGAAGGGAAAUGUUAGAUUUGCAAUAAAUGGAUUCAACACUUCUUGCUGGAAGGGUGGCAUGGUUCUUCAUGGUGUCCUAAUUGAACCCAAAAAAUGAUCAUUUUCUAUAUAUCUAUAUAUAUAUAUAUAUAUAUAUACUAGAAUAAAUUGUGUGCUUCAUGUUGUGUUAAUGGAGCUAAAUAAAACAUGUGUUAUGGGACAA